This is a messenger RNA of Diuraphis noxia (Russian wheat aphid), 1356 nucleotides long. RefSeq names its product E3 SUMO-protein ligase ZBED1-like. Lineage: Eukaryota; Metazoa; Arthropoda; Insecta; Hemiptera; Aphididae. The record is from RefSeq and is a predicted model, not a curated record.
AUGUGUUCAGCUGUGUGGAAUGCUUUCACUAAGUCCGAGUGUGGAACUCGGGCAACUUGUGACAUAUGUUUCAAAGGCUAUUCAAAUUCWGGAAAUACGACAAAUUUAUGGAAUCAUUUAAGUAGUACUCACAAAGCUGAAUACCACGAACUAAGAAAUUCAAAGAAAAAAGAUCAAAGCAAUACUAUGAUCCCGGAAAACGAUACACUUGAGUUAAAGCCUAAAUUUGAACCUAAACAAUCAUYUAUGAAGUCCUUCACUUUAAYUCCAAAUUCAAAACUGAAAUUUGAUAAAGUUCUGGCAUAUUUCAUUUCUGUUGAUAUGAUGCCUUAUAAUUUGGUAGACAAAGAAGGAUUUAAACUAUUUGUUAACGCUUUAAAUCCUAGUUAUCGACUGCCUAGCCGAACCACAUUGUCUAAUAGAAAAAUUCCAGAUCUAUUCAAAGAAACUAAAAUGAAAGUGGAAAGCAUUUUAUCUAGUACAACAUUUUUAUCUUUGACAACUGAUUGCUGGACAUCUGUAGCACAAAAACCAUUUAUAGCUUUAACUGGACAUUUUAUGGAUAAAAAAACAAUAUGCCUUGGGUGUCGAGAAAUGUCAGACAAUCAUACAGGAGAAAAUUUGGCAGAUGCUAUACAGCUAAUCUUACUAGAGUAUGAUCGAGAAAUAAAUGUUGGUAUUGGAGCGAUAACAACUGAUAAUGGGGCUAAUGUAUUAAAAGCAGUAAAUAAUGUAUCAAUUUCACAUGUUUCUUGUUUUGGACAUAGCUAUAAUAUAGCUAUAAAAAGAGUUUUCAACUUAGAUCAGGUUAAAACUGCUGUUAAUAAAGUUAAGGCAAUUCAGAACAUUUUUGGUUAUAGUUGGACGGCCAUUAGAGAAUUGUCCAUUGAGCAACGACGCUAUGGGUUACCAACUGUGAAAUUUCCAACAUAUUCAAAAACAAGGUGGUGGUCAUUGUUAGACCUAAUAGAAAUAGCCAUAUCUCAAGAAUUAGCAUUAGCAUCAUUUCUAAGAAGUUAUAAAAAUGGCAUUCACAAAGACAAAAUGUAUAAUGAAGAAGAAAUGAUUGUCUUAAAAACAUUAUUACAUGUUUUACAGCCUAUUCGACAAAUUUCAGACAAUCUUGCAGGUGAAACAUUUGUAACAGCAUCAGCAAUUAUACCAGUCAUAAAAAUUGUAGAAAAUAAACUAACAGAAACCGCAACCAAUGAUAAUGAAAUUAAUAUUGAUCAAACAUUGAAAAAAACAGUUCUUCAAACAAUAGUUGAUUUGCUUCAUGUUCGUUACAAUAAUGAUAUUUUAAAAAUUUGUACAGUGCUUGAUCCUAGAUUUAAGUUUGUCGUGAUUUCUUUGUAA